GGGCUCGCGUUCGCGCGGCCCCCACCAAUUCAAUCUUGAAUUAGGACAAAUAAACUCUCAUAACGAACCGAUUAGUCCCUAAUGUAACUAUCUUAACCCAGUUGUCAGACAAACGUGUGGGCAUCAAGUUUGUGUAGAAAAAGCACUGAGGAGGAUAAAAGUUGUGUCUCCUACAAACGGUCCUCAACUGUCUGGCAAGUGUUAACCCUAACUAGGGUUAUAGGAAUUGAAAUUUGUCUUUUUAUAUAGUAAUUACUCUGUAGGUCUUCGUGAUCGGAGGUGCUCUAUACAAGAGCUGAUUGAUUGACAGGAGUUGCUUGAGCAGACUAGAAAAGAGCUGAAGAAUACGACUCACGUUGCAAGCUUCAACCACGGCAAUAUUUCCAGUUUCUGGAUAGCACCAGAAUUAUUGAAAAGGCAUGGGAGAUGUAGAAAAAGCACUGAGGAGGAUUCUCAACCAGAAGGAUAUCAUAGGUCUUCUCCUUAUUGACCAGGAUGGCAACAUCUUGCGAAACACUAUACCUGUGGAGCAUGCAGAGAAAUAUACAACAGAAAUCCCAGCAUUGAUAAUAAUGGUACGCAGUGCAGUUCGAGAGAUAGAAUGCAAAGAAGACCUGACGAUGAUGCGCAUUAGGAGCAGGAAACAUGAGAUGAUGAUAGUUGUGGACGAAAAAUUCACCCUCAUGGUUCUUCAAGAGUAUCCCGGAUUUUGGAUAGAGCCACCCCCUCUACCUCCUACCCCUCAAAGGGACUCAGACGAUGACUAUGAUAACGAUGAUGAAUAA
Messenger RNA from Physcomitrium patens, 785 nucleotides. Lineage: Eukaryota; Viridiplantae; Streptophyta; Bryopsida; Funariales; Funariaceae. The record is from RefSeq and is a predicted model, not a curated record.